Molecule: messenger RNA, 963 nt
Organism: Spathaspora passalidarum NRRL Y-27907
Lineage: Eukaryota; Fungi; Ascomycota; Pichiomycetes; Serinales; Debaryomycetaceae
Gene: SFH5
Product: Sfh5p
Exons: 1
Coding region: 1-963 (320 amino acids)
Biological process (GO): Golgi to plasma membrane protein transport; regulation of exocytosis
Cellular component (GO): cortical endoplasmic reticulum; plasma membrane; cytosol
Molecular function (GO): phosphatidylinositol transfer activity
Source: RefSeq, a predicted model, not a curated record
AUGUCAGAAAUUGAAGUGGUGAAAGCCUCCAUCAAGUCCACUAACUUGUCGGAUGCAGAAGCAGAAAAACUUUCUUCAGUUAUUGAAUCUAUCCCUGAAAUUUUGAAGGGCUUGGAUAACCCAGAAUACGAUGAGAUAUACGGCUACAGAAUAAACGAAACAGACAAGGAACAUGUUAAUGAAAGUAUUAGAAACGAAAUUCUAUUGAAAUUCUUGAUAGCUGAUGGUUAUGACAUCGACCUAUGCAAAGAACGACUCUCCAAUACCCUAAAUUGGCGUAGUAGCUUUCAACCAUUGAGUGCAGCAUUUGAAGAGAAGUUUGAUGCAGAGUUGAAUGCUUUGGGAGUUAUUACCAAUUUUCAAAAUGUGAGUCAAGACAAUCUAUACAGUGCAACUUGGAAUCUCUAUGGAAAUUUAAAGGAUCCGAAGAAGAUUUUCAAGAAAUUCGGAGAUAAUCAAAACAAAGAAUUACCUGGCAGUCAGUUCCUUAGAUGGAGAGUUGGAUUGAUGGAAAGAUCUCUUCAAUUAGUGGAUUUCAGUGACUCCAAGCACAAUAAAAUUGCUCAAAUUCAUGAUUACAAAAAUGUGUCAAUGUUUAGAAUUGAUCCCGACAUGAAAGUAGCUACUAAACAAAUCAUCGAGAUUUUUGGAGCCAACUAUCCUGAAUUGCUAUCCACCAAAUUUUUUGUAAAUGUUCCACAAAUCAUGGGCUGGGUAUUUACUUUCUUUAAAGCAAUUCAUGUGAUAGAUGCUGCAACCUUAAAGAAGUUUCAGGUGUUGAGCCACGGAGAUUUACUGUCGUGGUUUGGUUCCAAUAACCUACCAAAGGAAUAUGGAGGCCAGCUCUCUAAAGAUUUAUUUGCCUUAGAUGUGACAAACAUAAAAAUGACCGAGUAUGCUGAAGUCAUUUUGAAGAAGAUUGUUGAUGAAGAAAUUGCUCAAAACAACCUCGAGGUUGAGUAA